CUUUAUUGAAAUAACUACUUGAAGUUGAUUGUGUCAGAUUAGUUGAAAAGAUAUAUUUGCUGCUUGCAGUAACUUUCAAUAGCAAGAGGACAAGAUAUAUUAGAACCAAGGAAGACAAAUGAGAGAUCUUAUUGUGUUUUCUGGCUCAUCUCAUCCUUUAUUAGUGGACAAGAUUUGUGCAAAUUUAUCAUUAACGCCCGGAAAAGUUGAAUUAAAUAAAUUUAAAAAUGGCGAAACAUCAGUUACAAUAAAGGAUUCUGUGCGCGAGAAGGAUGUGUAUAUUGUUCAAAGUGGGAGUGGACAUGUUAAUGAUAAUUUCAUUGAGUUGUUGAUCAUGAUAAGUGCGUGUAAAACGGCUAGUGCAAAGAGAGUUACGGCAGUUUUGCCAUUGUUUCCCUACUCCAGACAGCCAGAUGUGCCAUAUACCAAGACAGGAGCUCCAUUAACUUCAAAGCCCAAGAGUGAAUAUACGUUUGAGAGUGUGCCUGGAACACCUCGACCAUUUAGCAGUUCUAGAUUUGGGAUAAUUGGAAUGGGCAAUGAAUUUUCAAGUUCGUUGAGCUCAAAUAACUAUUCAAUGCUUAGAGAGCCCUCAAUUGAAAACAAGAACUUGAAGUUUUUAUCCAAUGGGAAUGUGAAUGAGUUGCCAUCACCACCUAUUUUCCAUUUAGGAGCCCCCGCAUUGACUUCAUUCAAGACUAGUAAUAGUAAUAGUAACGGUAAUAAUAAUAAUAAUAAUAAUGGUAAUAGUAAUAAUAAUAAUAAUAAUAAUAAUAAUAAUAGUGUUGGAGGAUAUUUUAAUAGUUAUAAUAAUAAAACCAUGGUUCUUCCAACCAAUCCCAGCUCAAUUUUUUCAUCAACGUUAUCAUAUAAAGAAAACAAUACAGGGUAUAAAGAAUGGGUUGCACAAGCAGGGACGUUGAUAGCGGAUUUGUUGACAGUCGCAGGAGCAGAUCACAUUAUAACCAUGGAUUUACACGAUCCUCAAUUCCAAGGGUUUUUCGAUGUGCCUGUCGAUAAUUUGUAUUCCAAGCCAUUGUUGUCUAAAUAUAUUAUUUCUACUAUUCCAAAUUAUCAAGACUGUGUUUUGAUUUCUCCUGAUGCUGGUGGAGCAAAGAGAACUACAGCAAUUGCCGAUGCGUUGGGAAUGAAUUUUGCAUUGAUUCAUAAAGAAAGAAGAACUUUAGUUAAUAUCAGUGUUAAUAGUAAUGCCAAUGCCAGUGCCAAUGCCAAUGCUGGUUCUAAUUCUAAUUCUAAUUCUAAUGCUAAUGUUAAUAACAAUAGCGCUGGUAAUAAUAAUAAUAAUAGUAUUAAUAGUGGUAAUAUUAAUAGUAUUAAUAAUGCUAUCAGCGGAAUUAAUAGCGGAGGUAGUAAUAUUAAUAUGAGCAAUAAUGCCCAAAUCUCAGCCAGCAGUACACCAUUGAUGAAUGGAAUCGGUGGGAUCUCUCAGUCGCCUAGAAUUCCCCCAAGUACUCCCUUACUCAAUUCUUAUACAUUUUCCAACAACAUGAAUAAUCAAUUGACCCAAAGUCAACCAGUUUUAGUGGCCACCACAAUGUUAGUGGGUGAUGUUAAGGACAAGGUUUGCAUAAUACUAGAUGACUUGGUGGAUACGUCAUACACUAUCACGAGAGCAUCCAAGUUGUUGAAGGAUCAAGGUGCGAAAUACGUUAUAGCUAUUGUGACCCAUGGGAUUUUUUCGGGAGAUGCUAUCAACAGAAUCAAGAAGUCGGCGAUUGAUAAAAUCAUUGUCACGAAUAGUGUUCCCCAAGAAGACCACUGGAAAAGACUAGGGCCUGAUCUGUGCGAGGUGUUGGAUGUGAGCAGGAUCUUUGCUGAGGCCAUUCGAAGAAUCCACAACGGUGAGUCUGUGAGCAUGUUGUUUGACCAUGGAUGGUAGAUGGUCUGUUCAGUAUAUAUUUUGUUGUAUGUCUUAUCUUAUCGUGCCCUAUCUCAUCUCAUCUCAUCUCGCCUUCUACAUAUAUCCCACUCUGUAUCCCACACCGACAUAUGCUCUUUGUUGUGCACUUGCAACGCGCAUUGCUGGGCCCUGAGCCGCCUCCCAUUCGCUGGCCAGUUCCUGUGCUGCUUCUACUGCUUCUACUGCUGGCGUUCAUUCGCCCUCCACUUCCUUCAGCCGGCUUCUCUCUUGCUGCUGCGCUGCUCUGAUUGGCCUGUGGCUAUUCCGUUCUGCGUCCUCGCAGCCGGGCCGAGCAUCGGGAAGACCGUGUUGCAAGCGCAGGGGGAACUGCAGCAGCAGAGGACGCGCCUGCCGGUGUUUUAUAGGUUCACUGCCCGCUGCGACAGGGGCUCUUUGGGUUGGGACGCCAUUUCGGUCUUGGCUGGGCCCUGAGGAAGAAGAAGCAGCAGC
Molecule: messenger RNA, 2371 nt
Organism: Ascoidea rubescens DSM 1968
Lineage: Eukaryota; Fungi; Ascomycota; Saccharomycetes; Ascoideales; Ascoideaceae
Gene: PRS5
Product: ribose phosphate diphosphokinase subunit PRS5
Exons: 1
Coding region: 119-1900 (593 amino acids)
Biological process (GO): 5-phosphoribose 1-diphosphate biosynthetic process; ribonucleoside monophosphate biosynthetic process; purine nucleotide biosynthetic process
Cellular component (GO): cytoplasm; ribose phosphate diphosphokinase complex
Molecular function (GO): ribose phosphate diphosphokinase activity; magnesium ion binding
Source: RefSeq, a predicted model, not a curated record